AUGUCCGCCCAUUACACCACAGAACCAAACCCGACCGCCUCAGCAACCCUAAACACAACCUUCGGGCCCCUGCACAUCUCCCUCUUCGCCACGCAAACCCCCCUCACAUGCCGGAAUUUCCUCCAACACUGCCAGGACGGCUACUACGCCGACACGAUCUUUCACCGCGUGGUGCCCGGCUUCAUCAUCCAGGGCGGCGACCCGACGGGCACAGGCUCGGGGGGCACAUCGAUCUACGAGGACCCGGAGUUCGAGUACGACCCGGAGGCGCGGGACCCGAACGAGAAGGUCGUGCUCCGCGAUGAGCUGCACAGUCGGCUGCGGUAUAACCGGCGCGGGCUGGUGGGGAUGGCGAAGAGCGAGGAUGGGAGCUACGGGAGCCAGUUCUUCAUUACGCUGGGGAAUACGGAGCGCGAGCUGAACGGGCAGUGUACGCUUUUCGGGCGCAUCGAGGGCGACAGUAUCUACAAUAUGGUGAAGAUUGCAGAGGCCGAGCGGGUCGAGGGGACGGAGCGGCCUGUGUACCCGGUGAAGAUCACCUCCUGCGAGAUCGGGGAGUUGGGUCCGCUGGCUGGGAAGAUCAAGAAGCGCCAGAUCACGGCGACGCGAACGGCAAGGACGGAGGAUAAGCCCGCGCCGAAAAAGAAGAAGAAGAAUAAGGGUGGCAAGACACUCCUGAGCUUCGGCGAUGACGGCGACGGCGAUGAAGAUAUGCCCAUUCGACCUGCGAAACCGAAAACAGAAAUCAACGAAGAACGCCCGCGCUCCCCCUCCCCAGAGCCCAAGCAUCGCCCCAAAACCCCAGAACCAGAGACCCAGCUCCCCCUCCCCAAACCCGAAUCGCCAGACCGCUCCCCCGAACCAGAAGCGCCGAAGCAAUCCUUCCUCUCGCGCACCAAUGCCGAAAUCGAGAAUCUCAAGGCCUCCAUGCGCAGGACUGCACACACUGGCCCGGCGGAUACAGGGCCCAAGAAGUCCGCCUUGGAGGCCAUGAUCCCGGAGACGGCGAUCCGGGGCCGCAGACGCCCGCCGCCGGGCACAUCGGUGUCAACCAACGGCUCAAACGGGAUAACAGGGUUCAGCUCAGCGGACAACGAAACACUCAAACUCUUCAAUGCGUUCAAGGCCAAGCUUGAAAAUGCUGAGUCCACGUCCGCACCCACCCACAAAACCACAGCCCAGGAUGCCAAACCUUCGACUGAGACGCAGGAAGCGGAUGACGAGGAGGCCCAGCUCUGUGAUCUUCAUUUUAUCGCGAAUUGCCAAUCGUGUCAAUCAUGGGAUGAUGAUCAAACCGCGGAGGGCGGAAAGGCAGGUGCGGCGGCGGAGGAUGAGGAGGGCUGGUUGACGCAUGAGUUGCGCUUUGGCAAGGAUACGCUUGGGAAGGAUUUGAACUGGAAACGGGAGCAUCCGGACGAUGCGGACUCGCUUAUGGUGAUUGAUCCGCGGGAGAAGGAGAAGGAAUACGUUGGCGGGAAACGGAGAGGGCUUGAGAGAGAUCGGGAGCGAGAUAGGAAGCGUGAGCGUGCAGGCAACCUGGAAUGGGACAAGGCACGGAGAGGGAAAUAG
Messenger RNA from Aspergillus nomiae NRRL 13137, 1569 nucleotides. RefSeq names its product putative peptidyl-prolyl cis-trans isomerase (gene cwc27). Bases 1 to 1569 code for a protein of 522 amino acids. NCBI's taxonomy places the organism in Eukaryota, Fungi, Ascomycota, Eurotiomycetes, Eurotiales, Aspergillaceae. The transcript has 2 exons. Gene Ontology annotation, cellular component: catalytic step 2 spliceosome. Gene Ontology annotation, molecular function: peptidyl-prolyl cis-trans isomerase activity. Gene Ontology annotation, biological process: protein peptidyl-prolyl isomerization; protein folding. The record is from RefSeq and is a predicted model, not a curated record.